Molecule: messenger RNA, 300 nt
Organism: Stylonychia lemnae
Lineage: Eukaryota; Ciliophora; Spirotrichea; Sporadotrichida; Oxytrichidae
Source: the annotation of a GenBank genome assembly
AUGUAACUAAAUAAUCCCUAGGAUUUUAUUCUUGAGGGUGAUAGCUUUAGUGAUGAUAGCGAUGAUGAUGAAGAUGAAGAUGAAAAUAGUGAUGACGAUUAGGAUAACUAAGAUAAUAAUUAAGAGACUGAGUAAAAAGAAACUAACUUUUACAGCACAUAGGAAUGUAUACUUCCUUAGAUAUCAUUAAAAUUUAAACAUGCAACUACCACAUUUAAUAUUCAUGAAAUUGGUCAUUUUGAAGCAUCAGAUUAAGAGGAAGAAAAAAAACUAAGGUUUAAAUCGAAUAAUAGAAGAUGA